AUGGGGGAUAACUCAUUGACUGUGCAAAUGCAUAGUGAGACAGACCGGCUGCAGAAUGGUGCAUUGAUCCCUAGAGCAGGAUUGGUACCUCGACCAAUUGGCGGACAGGAGAAGCUUGGGAUGUUCUCCGGGGUGUAUGUCCCAACAUGUCUCAAUGUUUUGAGCAUUUUGAUGUUCCUUCGAUUUGGAUUCAUCCUAGGCCAAAGUGGGAUUCUAGGCAUGAUGGGUAUGCUUAUCGCCUCAUAUGUGAUUAAUUUCAUCACUACCUUCUCCCUAUCCGCUAUCGCCUCGAACGGAACAGUGCGCGGAGGCGGGGCAUAUUAUUUGAUCUCUCGUUCUUUGGGUCCAGAAUUUGGGGGAUCGAUCGGACUGGUCUUUUACCUAGGCUUCGUAUUCAACACUGGAAUGAACGCAGUGGGCCUUAUCGAUUGCAUAACGCUGAAUUUUGGUGCAGACUACGGCAAUUGGGCUCAGAUUCUUCCCGAAACAAACUGGUAUUGCUAUCUUUGGUCUACCAUAAUACUCGUUCUCUGUACGCUGGUAUGCUUGGCUGGAUCUGGAAUAUUUGCAAGGGCUAGCAAUGGACUAUUGGUUAUUCUGCUUCUCGCUACAUUGAGCAUCCCACUAUCUGCACUCGUCGUCAGUCCCUUCGAAAGUCGGAAGCUGGGAAUUGAAUAUACGGGCAUCAGCUUACAGACACUGUCUGGAAAUCUUCUACCUCAGCUUACUAAGGGUGCCGCUGGCAGCCAAAUUAAUGGAAGAGAGACUUUUCAGGAUUUGUUCGGCAUUCUGUUUCCUGCAACUGGAGGUAUAUUUGCAGGUGCCAGUAUGAGUGGUGACCUAAAGUCUCCGAGCAAAGCAAUACCCAAAGGAACUCUUUAUGGUCUUAUCACAACUUUUCUCCUGUAUUCUUUAGUCAUAUUAGCUAUGGCGGCCACCGUGACCCGCUCAUCCUUUCUCAGAAAUACAAAUGUGCUUCAGGAGACAAACGUAUCAGGCCUAUUGAUCCUGGCAGGAGAAGUAUCCACUAGCUUGUUCUCCGUUCUCAUGGGAAUUAUUGGCAGUGCAAAGCUUCUCCAAGCAAUAUCAAGAGAUAGCCUGUUGCCAGGAUUUUCCAUAUUUGGCCAAGGAACCGAAAAAGCCGAUGAACCUACUUUUGCGAUUCUUUUUACAUUCAUUAUCGCGCAAUUGACAAUGCUCGGCGACCUCAAUCAAAUCGCCAGCUUUGUGACUAUGACCUAUCUUAUGACCUUUUUGGUCAUGAACCUAGCAUGCUUCCUCCUUUCAAUUGGGUCUGCACCCAACUGGCGCCCAAGUUUUCAUUUUUUCAACUGGCAGACUGCCUUUGCUGGUGCAAUAGUGUCAGGAACCGCAAUGUUCUUUGUGGAUGGCUUAUCUGCAACGGGAUCCAUAGGUGUUCUUCUUCUACUAUUUCUUCUUAUCCAUUAUUCGGUAGAGCCUAAAAGCUGGGGCGACGUAUCACAAAGCUUGAUUUAUCAUCAGAUCCGAAAGUACCUCCUCAAGCUAAAGCAGGAGCAUGUCAAAUUUUGGCGCCCUCAAGUUAUUUUACUUGUGAAUGAUCCACGUCGACAAUACAAACUUAUACAAUUUUGCAACUCCAUGAAAAAGGGUGGUCUGUAUAUUCUCGGUCACAUUAUCGUGACGGAUGAUUUUAGUCAAUCAAUACAAGAAGCUGCUGCAUGGAACAAAUACAUUGAUUUUUCAAAGAUCAAAGCAUUCGUAAAUAUUGCCAUUUCUCCGGCUUUAGAAUGGGGGGCACGAAACAUUGUCCUUAACGCGGGUCUAGGAGGAAUGAGGCCUAAUAUCGCAGUAAUGGGAUUCUAUAAUCUGGAUGACCUCAGAAACUCGCAGCCAUUAAUAGACAUUUCGGAGCCACCGAAAUCAUCAUCGAAGAAUGCUGAGACACCAAAGAAACCACCCCGGAACAAGCGUCAGAAUAGCAAGGAAAAGAAGAUGCAAGGUGUGCUACCAACUGAUUUGUGCCGGACUGAGGGCAUGAUGAGUGUCACAAGCUAUGUGACCAUUCUAGAAGACCUACUCUUCAAGCUACAGAUCAACGUUGCAGUGGCAAAAGGAUUUCGAGAUCUGGAGUUGCCUGAUACGGAGAACACAAAAAAGUACAUUGACCUUUGGCCUAUUCAAAUGUCUGCUGAAAUUGCAGCCCAAGGUGAUCAGAAACAAAAUGUUUUGACGACCAAUUUUGAUACAUAUACUCUGAUUCUCCAGCUUGGGGUUAUUCUAAACACUGUGCCUGCUUGGAAGAAAGCAUACAAGCUUCGGGUGGCUGUAUUUGUUGAAUAUGAAAAUGAUGUGGAGGAGGAAAGAGGUAGGGUGAAAUCACUACUCGAAAAUCUACGUAUAGAGGCCGAAAUUCUUGUAUUCUGGUUGGCAUCAGGGGACAUCCCAUCCUAUGAGAUCAUCAUUAAUGGUGCAAAUACCGGUGCUGAUCAAAUUGACGAGGUCGAGGAGUGUCUCAACGGACAAGAUUGGUGGGAUGAGAUACAGAAACUUCGUGGACAUCGUGGAGCAACCACAUCUGCUUCAGUAGAUUUGGCUCAGAUUGCGAACAUAUUUCACGCUGCUCCGGCUUGGCCAGGUGCAUCAUUUCAGCAGGGCCCACGAUAUGAGCGUGCGGAACGAUUUCUUGGACUCCGAAGGCUACUGAGAAAAUCGAAGAAACGUCAACAUUUGAGUAAUUUGAAAGGUUUAGGUGUUAGUAUGGUCAUGCGAUCUCAAAGAUUAGAACCUGGUGUAACGAGCCGACAUGCUAGUCACGGAAGUGCUAGCGAAGAUUCUGAUAGUGAUUCUGAGCUUGAGCUCCAGUCUGAUGAUGAAAGUGCUGCAAGCGAAGCAGAUAUGGAUGAUUUCGAAUCAGAUAGCGAAUCUCAAGCCGUCGAGAUCAAGCCAAUUGCAAGAAGGAGAAGUCAUGGCGAUAGCUUACGUGGUCCCCCUAUAUCUAAACGUGCAGCUGGAGAAAAGGAACCAGUUCCUCCUACGAUUUCCAAAUCCACAAGACAAUCGAUAAUUGAAUCUUUCAAUAAAUCGCCAGAUCUAUCGAUACCAAGCGCUUCAGCACCGGUGUCACCACCACAUUCACCACGAGCACCGAGUGCUCAGCCAUCGCCAGUGACUCUUUCCGACUCCCGAAAAUUUCUAAAGGACUCACAAAAGUCUCUUGAUGCUCCUAAUUCGUCAGCAUCGUCGACUCUCCUACGGCCCCCCAAUCAGAUAGCGAGACCACCAAUAUCUAGACACGCAUCUACCCCGAAAUUUUCAUCAAAGCCCGUUCCCAUAACACGCGUCGCCACUGAAGAUGGUCCAGGCCCCAGCAUAAUGUUCACCGAAACGCCCUCUCCGCCCACGAACCGCAAAUCUUCGUCUCGUAUCCCCUCCGCUUACCGUUCAUCUCCCUCCUUCGACCGCAUCUCCGAAGCAUCCAGUUCUUCUCAUCCUCCGCCCAAUCCUCCUUCCCCCACCCGCUCUUCAUAUUCCUUACAAGCUCUUCCGCUCAGUUUUAAUGACUUGCCUUGUAGAGCACAGCAUUUGAUUCUUAAUCAAUUGAUUAAGAGCCAAAGUGAGAAGACGGCAGUCAUUUUUACUACGUUGCCGAGUCCUGUUGAAGGUACGGGGAAAAGUAGGGAGGCGAGCGAGGGGUAUCUGGGAGAUUUGGAGGUGUUGUGUAGGAGUUUGCCCCCAGUCCUGUUGGUACAUAGUAAUAGUAUGACGGUUACGGUCAAUUUUGCUUUGAAUUAUACUGGCGAAGAGGUAUCCGCAGAAAUUAAGAUUGCAUUUAUCCUUUGCACUAAGCUUCUUAAUGCAAAAGAAGAACGUGGAUUGAUGUAA
Molecule: messenger RNA, 3864 nt
Organism: Sclerotinia sclerotiorum 1980 UF-70
Lineage: Eukaryota; Fungi; Ascomycota; Leotiomycetes; Helotiales; Sclerotiniaceae
Exons: 8
Coding region: 1-3864 (1287 amino acids)
Biological process (GO): cell volume homeostasis; potassium ion homeostasis; potassium ion import across plasma membrane
Cellular component (GO): membrane
Molecular function (GO): potassium:chloride symporter activity
Source: RefSeq, a predicted model, not a curated record